Messenger RNA from Neofelis nebulosa (Clouded leopard), 2605 nucleotides. RefSeq names its product DnaJ heat shock protein family (Hsp40) member C24 (gene DNAJC24). The transcript is spliced from 5 exons. Gene Ontology annotation, molecular function: ferrous iron binding; ATPase activator activity. Gene Ontology annotation, biological process: positive regulation of ATP-dependent activity. The record is from RefSeq and is a predicted model, not a curated record. The coding region runs from base 270 to 788 and encodes 172 amino acids. Lineage: Eukaryota; Metazoa; Chordata; Mammalia; Carnivora; Felidae.
UUGAUACUGAGUAAAGGCAGCGGAGGGUAUCCGCCUAAGGCUGGGUGGUACAGCCGCAGUGAAUACAGUGGAUUCCCAAGUCUCAAUUUUGAGGAGCUCCCCACCCCCAUCUCUUGAAGUUACCGGCUGUGGGAAGAGGUUGCCUGAUUUCUGGGGCUCCCGGCGAGGUCUGUUCUGUAGUCUAGAGGGCUGGGGUGUCCUCCUGUGAGCACUUUCAGUUCUUUGUGAGCGCCAGAAACCGAGGGACUCUUGCUGUCUACCUGCCGCCCAUGCUGACCGGCCCUUUCCCAUAUUACUCUAUUGAGCCUAUCCGAGAAGGCCCACUUCUUGUUCAGUGGAUGAUGGCAUUUGAGCAGAUACCAAAGAAGGAUUGGUACAGCAUUCUGGGGGCAGACCCAUCUGCAAGUAUGUCAGACCUAAAACAAAAGUAUCAAAAACUCAUAUUACUGUAUCAUCCAGAUAAACAAAGUGCAGAUGUGCCAGCAGGAACAGUGGAGGAAUGUAUACAGAAGUUCAUCGAAAUUGAUCAGGCAUGGAAAAUUCUAGGGAAUGAAGAGACAAAAAAAGAGUAUGACCUGCAGCGGCAGGAAGGUGAUCUAAGAAAUACGGGACCAGUAGAUGCUCAAGUAUAUCUCGAAGAAAUGUGUUGGAAUGAAGGUGAUCACACUUUUUCUCUGAGUUGCCGAUGUGGUGGAAAAUACAGUGUUUCCAAGGAUGAAGCAGAAGAAGUUACCCUGAUUUCUUGUGAUACAUGUUCACUAAUAAUAGAACUCCUUCAUUAUGGCUGAAAUUGUUCACUAAAUGGGAUCCUUUAACUCUGUAUUCAUACAUGUUGAAGAGCGCCCAUUCAAGUAAAUGUAUAAAGCUGAUAAAAAGAAGCAGGAUUCUUUUUUUGUCAGCUCUUUUAUUUGCAGAGAAAAUAGAAGACUCAAGCAAGGGCCACCCUAGGUUAAUAGAAAAUGAACUCAGUUAUUUAUAUGUAUUUAUAAUUUAUAUCUGUAGAUCACAAAAAAAAAAAAAAAGACUUGAAUUAUAAAUUAUAUUUUGUGAAUUCCCAUCUGAGAACUUUGUUCUCCCAAGGAGAACAUUUUCUCCUUGGUACAAAAUAAGAAUUUUCCUUUUCUUCAAAUAAGCAUGCCUCCUCUUGUUAAGCGUCACAGUAUCAUCAUGUUCCUUUAUAGUUACUAAGUUUCUGAAGUAACAUGAAAUUUAUUUGUGCUAAAGUUAGCAGCCUGUUGUACAAGUAUCUCAAAUUCUCAGGUCAUUAGAAUUAAAUUAGAAUCUUUGUGAAUAGCAUGUGAACCUAGUUGUCUCAUAACUAGGACUGGAUAUGGAUAUUCAUGAAGUUACCUUCAGGAAGGUAAAGUGGCAACUGUGGAAAAGACAGCUUUGGAGUCAAAAGACUUGACUCCGGUCCUGGCACCAUCUUCCCCGAGUCUUCGUGUGGCUACAUUAAAGGGAGUAAGGCCUGAACACUGCCAUCUUCAACUUUAAAUGUAACUUAGGAAGUGGCAGUUCUUUUAAAAAUAUUCAUUUGAAACAGAUGCAUUGCUUUCCUUUUUAUUUCAAAGUCUAAGAGUAUUAAUGUCUCUAGUUAUGAAUAGAGAACCACUACAUUGCUGGUAUGACCAAAUGGACUUUUAUAAUGUUAUUAUUGAUUAUAAUACUCUCUAAAGAUUUUAUUUUUCUUUGCAUUUGAUAAUCUAUGUACAGUAUAAGUCAGAACUCAUUUUUAAAAAAUCUGAGAAAUCCUUUAUGGGAUCACUGAAACUUCAUGACCUAAUUUCAAAUGAGUGAACCAAGCAUGUGACUUAGCAGUUUUUUAUUAGGUUGAACUCCUGGUAUUUAUUAUUAGUUUGGACUUACAAGACUAGUUACUACUCUGACUUGUAAAUGUAGCUGAAGUAUAAGGCAUAUUCAAGAGAUUACUUUCAUCACAGCUAUAAAACCAAAAGUUCAAAAGUGAGGUUGUCACCCAGGUUUUUCCCCUAAAAAUAUUUUUAUAUUUAUCAUAAAAUCUGGAGGACUUACUUUGGAUUACAUUUUUAUCCAUAUAUUUUGAACUAAUAUAGCUUGCAGUGUGUGUUGCUUAUUCUUCACAUUUAACAAAAACGACUAAAACUAAAUAGCAAAUAGUUUAUUAGUAAGUACAUGGUUUCAGUGGCAAUGAUAAAUUCACUUGAAUAGGAGAGAAUAAUGAAAUCAAAAGAAUAAAUGCUUGCUAAUCGUCAGAAAAUCUGUGGCCAUUAGGGCUGUCACGCAGAAAUCCAAAAUCACUCAGAGGCCAAAUCUGUAAAAUCAAAAUGUGAUUGAAGACAAUUAAUGAAAUGAUGUUAUAUCAUCAUCAUACUCCCUGUUUUUAUCCAUCUGUUUUCUCUGUGCCAUAUAUGAAAUACGUUCUCCUUAUUCUUUAGUCAAGAACAAAUUAUAUCAAAAUAAGACUUUAGAAAGUAAACUUGUAUGUGUACAUGUAUUUAAACUCUAAAGUUUGGAACAUUGAUGUGUUAUAUCAGUUACCUGUGUAUAGUGCGUGAAUAUAGAUGUAUGAAUAUGUGUGUCUGUGUUUUGUUUUACUACCCUCAAAUAAAGUGAACCCUGAACCUAA